AUGCCUUCUUCGUCUUCGACGUCGACAACUGACUGUAUCGUACCUGCCUUUGUGCUUGGUAGCGCCUCCGAGAUGGCGGAUAUCGUGGCGGAUAUUUUGGAGGAACACUCCGACCGAGCCUCCAUGCGGCCGAAGGAUCUAUCGAAGGAGUUGGUGCACCGAUACACUGCGCGUAUCGCGAAAUCGGUUCGGCACGCAUUGAAUACAGCUAUUGAGGUGGGGAAAAUCCAGGUUGACGACAAGGGUAACAUUUGCCGUGCAUAUAUAAGUUAAGUUUUCCCACACAUUCCUUCGGUAUCUCUUGGAUAUCUUUUAAUACUAAACCAGAUAAAUCGUCUAAUAAAAUAAUAAUCUGUCAUAUUAAUUAUCUAGAGAGACGUAUAAAA
Phytomonas sp. EM1 is the source of this 386-nucleotide messenger RNA. The record is from the annotation of a GenBank genome assembly. Lineage: Eukaryota; Euglenozoa; Kinetoplastea; Trypanosomatida; Trypanosomatidae.